Pimephales promelas (fathead minnow) is the source of this 2709-nucleotide messenger RNA. Lineage: Eukaryota; Metazoa; Chordata; Actinopteri; Cypriniformes; Leuciscidae. The record is from RefSeq and is a predicted model, not a curated record.
UUUUCAUCACAGGGGUUUCCAAUGCGCACAGUUCGAGUAGUUUACUCAUUUCACGUCGUCUUCCGUGUACCGUCCAGUGUGUGUGAGCCUGCAGACCUGAGAGGAUCCCGAGACAACACACGCUCUGAUAGAUAGACAACACCUUCACGCGCUCGUUUCUUUUCACGUGCAGAACGACGAUUAAAUGCCACGCUGGAAUAUCGAAUUGUCUUUAGAAUCGCGCUCGCGAGUGUUUUAUGCAAAUGCGUACGUGCGAGUCCAAUCAUACAUUGGCUUGAAUAGCGCGGUCUAAGUUUUAGCCACACCAUCUGAACAUCAACACAACACUGGCCACCUUUGCAAGCUCAGUCGUCUCUAUGGAAACAGAGUACCAUCAGGCGUCGUUGGGAUCUCUGGUUUGUACCCAAGACGGGGAGGCCAUGAGCUGCCAGACCCCGGGCCCUGUUACAUAUCAGCCGGGGACCACCGUAGCGGGAUCGGACUCCUUCCCAUGUCUGCGCCCCCUCACGUUCCCCCAGCAGUCCAUUGAGGAGGCACGUUGCUCUGGUGAGGUCAUCGUUAUGGUCAAGGAUAAAACAGAGAGUGGUGAUGGGAUUUGUUCCCCGAACAAUGCUUUUGCAUCCAAACCAAUUCUCUCCUCUCCUCCUCGCCGGCAUCAUUCUGUUCCUAAUUCACACCAUCCACAUGUGGGCCGCACUCGGAUGGGCAGCCGCUCCAGCUCCAUCGCUUACACGGCGUUCUCCCCGCGGCCCUCAAUCUCACGCCACUCCAGCAUCGCCACCAACCCCCCGAUGGACCGCUCCAAACCCAAAGACUACCUCGUCCUCGCUGUCAUCGCCUGCUUCUGCCCGGUCUGGCCAAUCAACAUUGUGGGAUUUGUUUACUCCAUCAUGUCACGGAACAGUCUGGAGCAGGGGAACGUAGACGGAGCCAGACGCUUGGGUCGCGUGGCGAAACUGCUUUCUGUGGUCUCACUGGUGGGCGGAGCGCUCAUCAUCAUAGCAUGCGCCGUCAAUCUGUCAAUCAAUAUAAAAUCCUGAGAGAGUUGAGCGUGCCAUGGAAUUCAGCUUCGCAUCAGACCACUGACCCGGACGCCACGGCCCAUUUGUUUUGCCCCACCGCUGCUGUGACGGCAAUCACAUCUCAGAGAGCAAUCAAUCAUCAGAUGUCUUUGUUUUCUGAAAGAACCCUUGAUAAUCUGCCCAUACAUGCCAUCCUUCACACAGAUGGCGCAGGAUGCUUUCACUGAAGUCUCACACGGCACUUACUCAGAGGUGUAUGGUGCACUUCAUGGGUAACAGCUCUCACACCUAAACAUGAAACAAUAUGGCUCAACAAUAUGUGUAAAGACUGGAUGUACUACUCACAAGCUGUUGUACAGGAGAAUUGCUGGUAAAGCAGAAGUAUUUUCCUCCUCCAGAAGCAGAAAAUAGGCCAAAUCAAUAUACAGACGUGGGUUUGUCUGAUUAUUCCCUUCCAGUAUAUCCAGUGAGAAUGACGCGCCAAUUGUUCUGAAGAUUUCACUGUGGACGUCCUCGGUCGUGAGCUGGAGUCACAUCAUUAUAUCAAAGACACGCUUGAUUCGAUAUGUUCUGCUUUCAAAACCUCAGAGAACCGUCGAGAAGAUCACCUGUGAGUAAAGAGGGGAGAUAUCUUAGUAACAAGAGUCAAUGUCAUUUUAUACUGUAAAUCAGAACUUUUAAAAAAGUAAGGAAAAAUGUUUGAUUUCUUUUCUGACAUACAUUCGGAGUUUUAAAUCCUGAUACAGUUCAUUUCAUUAUUGUUCAAUAUUUUCACUUUAUCAAAUGACUUGUUUUUUGUCAUUUGACCAAGAAACUUUUGACUGUUCUUGGUCAUGACUUGUAGUCAUGCAUAGACAAAAUGUAGCUAAUAAUGUUUUGGUAAAUCCAAAAUUAGAAUUUGCAACAUCCUCACCCCUUUUGAUAAAGCAAUAUGCAAGCACUCACUGGCAAGAAAGAUUUUCAUCACAUGGUUAAAAGUGUUUCUGGAAGUAAUAAUCUUUAUGAUUUAUGAAACACACUGUAUUUGCUGCAAACCUUUGUAUUGAACUGUGUUGUAGUUUGAUUUACAAACACUGUGUAAUCUGAAAUAUCUGUAGCUAAAUGUAGCCGAAUCACAACUGAACCUUGCAAUAUAAGAGUUGUAUUAACGAACUUUCCUGUAGAUCCAAAAGGGGACAUUUGGCCGGUAAUAGAAGCUUGUGGGGUUCUGGAAGCGUAAAAUGGAGUUGUAUAUAAAAAGGAGUGUAAAGUGGGACAUUGGAUUUGUAACAAUGGUGGUCAAUAUCAUCAUUUUCUGGUUGUGAAUGGAUGUAGCUUGUGAAUUUGACUUCUAUUUAGAUUCAGUGGUAUUGCAUAUGCUAGACUAUAAAAUUUGUGAUGUGUGAAUAAUUAUAUUUACGGUUGGUCCUGUAGGUUAAAUCCAUGUCUUUCUAUCUUUUUUAUAUUUAUUUUUAAUACAGCUUUUUUUCCUAAUAACCUUUUUGCACAUGGGAUUACAGUCUUGUUCGAGUCUGCCCUGUAGAAAGAUAAAGAGCUGGAAUGUAUGAAAUAUUUAGCUUAAACGUUGUGCACUUAUUUUUGCAUGCGCCCUUUCUUUAUCAAAUAUUUUGAUAGUCUUGUAAGCAGCACUAUUUCCCUCUAUGUAUCCUCCUUUGGGAAACAGAAUAAAGGACUGAAAGAUGUGAAA